CCAGCUCACAUUACACUCUAUUUAUAACCUCUCAGAGUCAUUUCCCGCUGAAUGCAGUUCUCUGGGACCACCUUCUUUUGGCUUCAACUGCUCCCACUCUUGACAUCUGAGCUGCUCAGAGGGAAGCUUCUCCAGGUCCGAGUGUUUAUAUGUAAAGGAGACUGGCCGCUAGGGCUCAGGACCGGGAUUAUCCAAGCUCUGCAGAAAAGCGAGAGGCUAUUACUUUUGAAGGGGGAAAAAGUCACACGAUUUCCAGUGAAAAGUGACAGAGGGUGGUGGUGUUUGGAACCAUCCUGAAGUCUUCUGCCUGGAUUCCAAAACUUGCAUGCUAUGGAACACCCGCUCUUUGGCUGCUUGCGCAGCCCGCACGCCACAGCGCAGGGCUUGCACGCAUUCUCUCAGUCCUCUCUUGCCCUCCAUGGAAGAUCUGACCAUAUGUCCUACCCCGAACUUUCUACUUCUUCCUCGUCUUGCAUAAUCGCAGGAUACCCCAACGAGGAGGGAAUGUUUGCUAGCCAGCAUCACAGGGGGCACCACCACCACCACCACCAUCACCACCACCACCAUCAGCAGCAGCAGCAUCAGGCUCUGCAAACCAACUGGCACCUCCCGCAGAUGUCCUCCCCACCGAGUGCGGCUCGGCACAGCCUCUGCCUCCAGCCUGAUUCCGGAGGGCCGCCGGAGCUGGGGAGCAGCCCGCCGGUCUUGUGUUCCAACUCUUCCAGCUUGGGCUCCAGCACUCCUACCGGGGCCGCGUGUGCUCCUGGGGACUACGGCCGCCAAGCAUUGUCACCCGCGGAGGCGGAAAAGAGAAGUGGCGGCAAGAGGAAAAGCGACAGUUCAGAUUCCCAGGAAGGCAAUUACAAGUCAGAAGUCAACAGCAAACCCAGGAAGGAAAGGACGGCUUUUACCAAAGAGCAAAUCAGAGAACUUGAAGCAGAAUUUGCCCAUCAUAAUUAUUUGACCAGACUGAGGCGAUAUGAGAUAGCCGUGAAUCUAGAUCUUACUGAAAGACAGGUGAAAGUGUGGUUCCAGAACAGGAGAAUGAAGUGGAAGAGGGUAAAAGGAGGACAACAAGGAGCUGCAGCUCGAGAAAAGGAACUGGUGAACGUGAAAAAAGGAACACUUCUCCCGUCAGAGCUUUCAGGAAUUGGUGCGGCAACCCUCCAGCAGACAGGGGACUCGCUAGCAAAUGAAGACAGUCAUGAUAGUGAUCACAGCUCAGAGCACGCACACUUAUGAUCCACAUAGAGAGGACCAGCUCCAUUCUCAGGAAAGAAAUGUUGUGAUGGCAAGCCUUACCCAAACAUCGUUUACACAGAGAGGACUAUGGCAGUGGUGUUUAAUAUUAAGUUCAGGCAUUGCAAGUUUGUUUCAUGAUUUAUAGAGAGUUUACACUAAGGGCCACUUAUUGAGGAUGCUUCCACAGUGAAGAUGAAAAAGGUGGACUUGCUUUGAAUAUUGCAUAUAUGUUUGGUCGUCAUAUGUAUGACAGUGAGCAGGUGUGGGUUUGCUUUUGCUUGCACUGAAAAGUAAAUUGCUAUCAAGAACAAACUAUGAGACGUUUUUAUUCAAGAUGCCUUCAGAGUGAAGAUCUGAAGAUGAACUUGCUUUGAACAUUCCAAAUGUACAAGGUCAUUUUUGUGACAGUGGGCAGGUAUUUGCUUUUGCUUGCACUGAUAAUUAAAUUGCUAUCAAGAAAAAUCAUGAAGUAUUUUAUCCUGAACAGCCACAGUGCCUGAAAUCACCAAGUGGAUAAAACAUGUAUUUUAACUCUGUAUAUAUUACCCUUAAGUCAUUUUCCUGUCUUCACUAAUUUUAGCAAUGCAUUCAUAUUAGCUGCUGAAAAUAGCCACUCACAUUGAAAACCAGAACCAGCUUCUUGUAUGUUUUAUACAUUUCGUCAUUCAGAGACUAUCAGUAUAUGCUUACUUGUGUUCAAGUAGAAAAAAAUAUGGUAGAGUCUGAUAGGACAUAUUCCUGUACCACAGACAAAACAAAUCUUAUGUUGCAUCUACUAUCAACUGCUGCUAAUACAUUAUUUUAAAACUUGUCUUGCUCCUCAACUCUUCCUAUCUUAUAGCUUGAAAAAAUUUUAGGAUCAUAGGCAAAUCAGUUACCUUGCAGAGGGAGCUUUGUAUGGCAGACAUUGUCUGAUUUUAUUUCUAUACCAUUUUAGUUGUUAUUAAUAUGAUUUAAUGAAUAAGGAAAAGUUUUCUUCUUGAUUGGAAGUGGUGUUAAACAUGAUGAAAAACAAAAUUCUGAAUGUCUUCAAAUUUAAUUCCAUAAAAUAUAUUAUUUUUUCAUAUGUGAUGUAUUCAAGCAGAACAACUUUUGUAUUUUGUAAAAAAAAAAAAAGUGUUUAAUAAAUGAUCCUU
Molecule: messenger RNA, 2378 nt
Organism: Marmota monax (woodchuck)
Lineage: Eukaryota; Metazoa; Chordata; Mammalia; Rodentia; Sciuridae
Gene: Meox2
Product: mesenchyme homeobox 2
Exons: 3
Coding region: 331-1242 (303 amino acids)
Biological process (GO): positive regulation of transcription by RNA polymerase II
Cellular component (GO): nucleus
Molecular function (GO): RNA polymerase II cis-regulatory region sequence-specific DNA binding; DNA-binding transcription factor activity, RNA polymerase II-specific
Source: RefSeq, a predicted model, not a curated record